Messenger RNA from Blepharisma stoltei, 1152 nucleotides. NCBI's taxonomy places the organism in Eukaryota, Ciliophora, Heterotrichea, Heterotrichida, Blepharismidae. The record is from the annotation of a GenBank genome assembly.
AUGGACAAUACGUCAGAAGAUAUCGAAUUUUUAGAAGAAGAGAAACUUGAUGUAAAUAUAAGCUUUGUGCAGAGAGGGCGGCAAGAUUUAUUAAAUGAAUCGGAAAUGGGAAUCCCAAUUUCCCAUGACGCUUAUGUAUCUACUACCCCUGCGCAGGAUUUUAAAAGCAUUUCUAUCGGCGAGCCUCAGAAAUGCAGGGAUGGGAGGGAAUCAUUUUAUGCAUACCCGAUCUAUGUAGAAAAUCAAGCAGUAUCACAAAGGAGAUAUAAUGAAUUUGUAUGGCUUAGGAAUCAGCUAUUAUCAAAAUAUCCGGGAUGUAUAAUUCAAGCAUUGCCUGAUAAAGAAGGGAUAACUGGGUAUUGAACUAAUCAAGAUCCAAUGUUUUAUGAAUUUCGUCGAUACGGAUUAGAAAAAUUUAUACAGAGAGUAGGAAACCAUCAGAUAUUGGGGAGAUGCAUUGAUUUUUUAAGUUUUAUAAAGGAUGAUGAAUUGAAUUUUACUAUAAGAUUAAGAGAAAGUCAGAUUUCAAAAGGAUGAAUGAGCAAAAUCACUGACUUUAGCAGCUCUUUUUCAUCAAUAAUUUCUACUUAUGUCCAAAGAGAUCACAUUAUUUUGCAAAAUGACGCAGAUAUUGCUUUUAACUAUUUUCGAACUGAACUAAAGAAUCUUUUGCAGCAGCAAGAAAAUUUACGAGCAAAUACAAAUAAAAUUAUAAUAAGCCUAGAAAAUGAGAUCAAUUCCAGCCUUGUUAUGAGCAAAGCUUAUGAAUCUAUGAGCAGAAUUGAAAAAGAAAAUGUUUCGGUGAAAUUAAAGAUUUUAGCUUCUACACAUCAGCAAAUAGCAGAAUCACAAAGAACAUCAUAUAAUAAAAUAAAAUCUUUAUCAGGCAAAGAAAUAGAAGAUUACUAUAAACUAACACUUGGCGCAUUUGAAGCUCUAGAGCGAAGGAACCGAAUCCGUAGUGAAAAUUCUAACGCAGAUGUCGACAUUGAUGAACUAAAUGAAACUUUAAAACAAGAUAUGGAAAAAUUUUAUAAAGACAAAAACUCGCUUGCAAAAAUCAUUGGGGUGAAUAUGAUCAGCUAUAAAAAAGAAAUGACAGAAGUUCUUGCAGAGAUAUGGAAAGAAAGUCAUACCAGAAUCUCAGAUUAA